AUGUCAAUUAAUUUCUUCUUUCGAACGUCUGCAAAAGAGUGGGAUAUCACUGAAGCCAUUAUAUAUUAUGACCAAAAUAACAGCACAUCUGAAACAAGUUUACAUCAGCUUCUAUUGACAAUCAAGAACGAUCUCAAAUCAAUUGGAAAAACGCAAGCAAGCUUAAACAGAUACGUUUUGAAAGCUAUCAGACAGGUUGAUAAACUUUUGCAGUUAAGAUGCUUAGUAGCUACAAGAAGUGAUCCUCAAGCAUUGGAGAAUGAAAAAACCCCAACAGUUAAUAAUAUCAACAAUAUAUCGCAGAACGAACAAGUGAAUAUUGCUGGCGUCAAUAAUAUAGCUAUGAGUCAACCUACUGAAACAGAUGUGGGCGAGGGCUCAUCAAUUUACAAUAUCAAUUCACCCUCUGCACCGGUUGAACGCCCCCAUAAACCCAAGUUACGUAAACUUCAAAUUGAAGCUCUAAAUCAAGUUAUCCACUUUGGUACCUCAUUUUCUCAGGAUCACUCAUCAUCAAAGAUUUUAUACAACCAAUACAAGGAUGAACAAAAAGAGAAUCGCUCACUCAGGUCUCUUGGUUUGUUCGAUUAUGUUGUUGACCUAUUAGACAGUGAAACCAAUUACGAAUCAUUUGUUGAAGAAAUGUGGAUCUCGAAGCUUAGUGAAACCCAAGACAGUCGCAAAGAGUCUUUCUUAAAUAUCAUCAAGUACUCUUUAACAACGUUCCACCUUGUUUGCCGAUCUCCACCAGUCAAUAUUUCAAAUCAUGAGAGAACGCACUUUGUCGAAAAUGUUAUGCCAUCCUUGUUAGCACUUGAAAAGCUAUUGGACUUCAUCGAGUUCAAAUGGUGCGAAUCAGAAUUCAUCUCAUCCAAAAUGCUAAAUCAAAAAAACUUGGAUUACGACCUUCGAUCAACUACAUGCAAAUACAUUGACGCUCUUGGUAGUUUAACUACGCUGAAUAAUAUGGAACUUAUCAUCGUGGAGGCAUCUAGUGGACAACUCAAAGAAAAUACUGUCCAUUCAAUUGAAGAUACUCUUAAGAUACUGGAAUGUGGGAUAUCAUCAUUGAGAAAGGAAGCAGCCCAUUACAAUGGCGCGUCAUUGUCCACAUUCAUGAAGCUGAAGGUCUAUGGGAUUCAUGUUAUCAAAUCUCAAGUUACACUGUCAGAAAUCUCUUUCGAUGAUGAAAAUCACUGGAAAUGCAUUGAACUAAGAAGGGCCAAAUUACCAACAGCUUGGAGGGAUAGAAUUGGUCUUUUGCAAUAUAUGGAACUGCUAGCAACCCUUUAUAAUGCCUGUCAUGAAAACCAAAAGAUCCAAAAGCAGCUCAUCAAAGAAGAUGUUGGCUUGAUCCCUUUCAGUGGUCCUACUAUUGGAUCAGUGAUAAAAGACAAUUGA
This is a messenger RNA of Mucor velutinosus, 1401 nucleotides long. RefSeq lists its product as uncharacterized. The transcript has 6 exons. The record is from RefSeq and is a predicted model, not a curated record. The coding region runs from base 1 to 1401 and encodes 466 amino acids. NCBI's taxonomy places the organism in Eukaryota, Fungi, Mucoromycota, Mucoromycetes, Mucorales, Mucoraceae.